Molecule: messenger RNA, 1196 nt
Organism: Didymella exigua CBS 183.55
Lineage: Eukaryota; Fungi; Ascomycota; Dothideomycetes; Pleosporales; Didymellaceae
Product: NAD(P)-binding protein
Exons: 5
Coding region: 262-1032 (256 amino acids)
Molecular function (GO): oxidoreductase activity, acting on the CH-OH group of donors, NAD or NADP as acceptor
Source: RefSeq, a predicted model, not a curated record
CCCUGCCACUGUACCAGGUUGGUUCGCAUAUCCAUGUACGAUCAAGCGCUGGAACUCGUCCACGCGAGCGUGCGCAUUACAACGUCUACUACUAUCCGAUACCCUGCUCCUUCCCUGUCGUCGUGAUUGCGUUCCAGGGCGUUUCAGUGUCUCUCCCUGCACCGUUCGUCAACUUCUUUGGAGCGUUGUCCAGGUGCCCGCCAUACGUCAAUGUGCCAUAUCUGACCUCAUUGUUAUCCUGCACCCCGCUGCGCAGCACGAAUGGACCAGAUCCCCAGCAUAUUAUAUGCCGACGAAGACUACACCACAUGGCUGAUCAUUGGUGCCAGCAGAGGCAUUGGGCUGGAGUUCGUCCGGCAACUCUUGAUAAAGAAUGAGCGGAUCAUCGCUACGGUGCGAGAGCCGUUUGCUGCACAUGCUUCAGCCUUGUGGGGGCAGGCCGGCGGGGAUCAUGGAAGGUGUCGAAUGGAAGUUUGUGACGUUUUGUCUGAGGAGAGCAUCGUUAGAUUUGUUACGACGCUCACCACGAUACCAAAUUUGAAGAUCGACUAUGUAGUCUUGAAUGCUGGAGUACUGAGGUAUCCUAACAGAGCGACUGAGCUAUCAUUUGAUGAGUUCGCCUUCCACCUUCACACCAACACCAUAGGCCCCGUCAUUACCGCCCAAAAGCUGCUGCAAACCAAUAUUCCAAUCGGCACGAUAGUCUUUAUGUCCUCUGACAGCGGCUCAGCAGGGCUCUUUCGAGAGAUGGAAGACGGCUUCGCCGCCUACGCCGCCUCAAAAGCCGCUUUAAAUAUGGCAGUCCGUCAUAUGGCCGCUGAGCUGAAGAGAAAAGACGAUGACACGAUACUGCUGUGCAUGCACCCUGGAGAGGUGGCCACGGAUAUGGCAAAUGUCCACUUGCCGUGGGAAGUGCAGGGGAUUAUUACACCGGAAGAAAGUGUCACAAAGAUGAUACAAGUGAUCAAGAGCAAAGGAAUACAGCAUAGUGGGACGUUUUGGACGUACGAGAACAAGCCGUACACGUGGUGACCCAUCAUUUGCAUUACAUCUCCUAUCAUUUGCAUACCUUCGGUAAACCUCCACUAUGAUGAUGCUCCUUCUAGAAUGCAAAGCCACCAAUGAUGAAAUCCUCAAAUCUUAGCUCUUAGUGUGCCUCGAGAAGUCGAUUAAACAUCGUCAGUGACCAGGACACA